This is a messenger RNA of Frieseomelitta varia, 2096 nucleotides long. RefSeq names its product tubulin glycylase 3A-like. Gene Ontology annotation, cellular component: cilium. Gene Ontology annotation, molecular function: protein-glycine ligase activity, initiating. Gene Ontology annotation, biological process: cilium movement; protein polyglycylation; cilium assembly. The coding region runs from base 250 to 2082 and encodes 610 amino acids. The record is from RefSeq and is a predicted model, not a curated record. The transcript is spliced from 9 exons. Lineage: Eukaryota; Metazoa; Arthropoda; Insecta; Hymenoptera; Apidae.
GACGUGAAAACUAUUACGACGCGCAAAUGGCAAAUAACGUUAACCUCUGCUGAUUGUACGAUUGAAGAACACUGUCAAGGUUGGCAGGUACGAAAGCGCUGAUUUAAGAAAACCAACAGAAUUUGUGCAAUUUGUGUUAAAAAAAAAAACAACUGUUAUUUCGCGAAAUUUUCUGUGAAGAUAUAUUCGAAAGACCGGAAGGAGAUCGGAGAGGAGUCAAAGAUCAUUUUACGAGUUACCGAUUCGACAAUGAUCGCGAACGCAGAACCGGCGAGAACCGCGAACGUCGAGAUCCUCUGCAAUCGUGACGAUCUCGACGAUUUGCUCGAGGAAGAGGAGAAAGAAAACGUGAAUACUCACGGCAAGAUUAUCCUGAGGGAAUACUUGAGACUUCUCUCCACCGAAGAGGCGAAGAUCAAUUUCAUCCUGAAGAUUCUGACGAAGGCAGUGAACGAGCAUAAGGUUUUCGCGAUUUACGGCGUUUUCCCACCGUUGAGAAAGCCUCUGGGAAAAAGGGGCUGGAUAGAGAAACGGUUUAUCAGAAGAAUGCUGUCGAUGUCGCCGGAGAUCUUGGAAGGUUGCUCGCAGAAAUUCAUUCCAUUCGCUGUGAAAGCGAAACAUACACAGAUUCUUUGUAUUUCAGCCGGCCUGGAAACGAUCGAAAAGUUAUUGCGUUAUCCUGCCAAUUUUUUGUGGUACACUAAUAAAAGGGCACCUGUUAGAAUGGAUGAGAAGACCAUAGUUAACAAAUUCUGCGGAUGUUAUUUUACGUCAAAGGUCGACAUGUGCAACAAUUUGGAGAAUAUUUCUUGGUUCUACGAAACUGGCGUGUCAAACGUACAAUUCCCACGAUGCUAUAACGUUUAUCAGCCAGCGCAGGUAGAGGAAUUCGUGCGGGAUUUUUACAUCACAGCUUGCACGGGAAUUCUCAAGUGGUUCUUAUUCUUGGCUACUAUAGAUGGACCGAAUGCUGUUUGGUCCCAAGACGGCACUAUCCCUAUAAAAGCAAUUUCAUUCGCUCUCGAGCGAUGCGCUGAAUACAUAAGCAUCUGCGCACACGAAGAUAUUGAUGGACAGAAUUACAAAAAAAUAUCGAUUUCCGACUGGAAUCAAUUUUUAUUCUGGCACGAACAACUUUUGCAUAGACGAGGGAUGUUGGAGAAGAAUGACAACAUAGAUAUCGAAGAACUCUUACGAUUCAUUGCAAGCACGAUAAAAGAAAUGACGCAGUGUCGUGGUCAGAGUCAAAUCGACGGGAUGAGGAACGUCUGGAUUAUAAAACCAGGUGACAAGAGUCUGGGAAAAGGUAUAGUCCUGAAGAGUUCGUUGCAAGAGAUUUUAAGCAAGAUAAACCAGGCUACCAAGGAAUGCACGCAGUACGUCGUGCAGAAGUACAUAGAACAGCCUCUGCUCGUUCAUAAAACGAAGGUUGAUAUUAGACAAUGGUUUUUGAUAACUAGCACGCAACCCCUCGUAGUUUGGAUGUACAAGGAUAUUCUGCUUCGUUUCGCGUCGAGAGAUUUCACCCUCGAUAACUUCCACGAAUCGAUUCAUUUAUGCAACACGACUGUGCAGCUGAAGUACAGGAAGACAGUGGGAGAGAACGCGCAGAUACCCAGCGAGCUUCACUGGAAUCUUCAGAACUUCAAGGAAUAUCUGAAAAAUACCGAUCGGGAGUCAGCAUGGGAGAAGCUCAUUAAACCAGGCAUAAAGCAAAAUUUAAUAGGAGCACUUCUGGCAUCCCAGGAAAACAUGGUCAAUCGGAAAAACAGCUUUCAAUUAUACGGCGCUGAUUUUUUAAUAAUGGAUGACCUAUCGGUUUGGUUAAUCGAAAUCAAUACGAAUCCACGAUUGCAUCCUCCUAGCAGUACUGUUACUGAAAAACUUUAUCCAGAAAUAAUAGAGGAUACUAUUAAAGUAAUUAUAGACAGACGUAAGAACAAGAAAGCUGCACGCGGUAAAUUCGAGUGCAUCUUCAAACAACGCAAUCCAUUUUACGGAAACGUUUUAGGAAAAGGAGUGAGUCUUGGAAUUCGCGGCAAAGCGUUACUUUCACCAUCGAAUUCACCUCGAAAAUGGUGAAAAGUUCCUCAUAU